Medioppia subpectinata is the source of this 708-nucleotide messenger RNA. The record is from the annotation of a GenBank genome assembly. Lineage: Eukaryota; Metazoa; Arthropoda; Arachnida; Sarcoptiformes; Oppiidae.
AUGAAUACUGGCAGAACUGAUGAAAAUUCGUUAGCUGAUAUCCCAUCGACGAGCAGUCCCAAUAAUGAUAUUCUUUUCUUAUUCGAUGUCGAUGGUACACUUUCACCAAGUAGGCUGAAGGCACCUGAAAGCAUCUUGUUUAUGCUGCAUGAGUUAAAAAAGAAGGUGAACAUAGCUUUUGUGGGUGGAAGCGAUUUAAAUAAGCAAAGAGAGCAAAUAGAAUCCAGCAAUAACAGUAGCGUGUCUUGUGAGGAUGUGCUGGAAUUAUUCACCUAUUCAUUUCCCGAAAAUGGCGUCCAGUUCUAUAAAAAUACAGAGCUCAUUAAAGACGAUUCUUUCAUAGAAAAGAUUGAAAAGAGAAACUGUACCCAACAGGAAAGAGAAGAAUAUUUUGAGGAGGAUAAGAAAUGUAAGGGUCGAGAGAAGUUUGUCGGAGAAUUGUACAAGGAAUUGAAGACUAUGGACAAUGAUGAUAAUAAGCAGUAUAUUCCUCUAACUGAUAUUGGCUGGGAUAAAACCUAUUGCAUACGUCAUAUUAAGGAGACCACUAUUGUCUUCUUUGGCGAUAUGGUAGAAAAGGGUGGAAAUGACUAUGAAAUCUAUAAUCAUGAAAGAAUAAGGGGUGUUCGGGUGUUCGGCCCAGAAGAUACUCUGAAGAAGGUCAAUCAGGAGUUGGAGAGAUUAGGAAUAGAUUCUAUACAUCAAUAA